UUGCAUAAAGAUAUACAGAAAUAUGUGUGCGGAAUAAAUUAAAAUGUUCACUUUACUUAUAUAAUAUUUAAAUAGUUUAAAUCGAAUGUAGUUGUAGGAUGCGAGGAACAUUAUAUGUAGUGAGUACACAGACACGUACAUGGUAAAGUUUGUAAAAAAUUUGUAAGAAAAUUCGAUUGUUCUAAUAUAACUAUUCUCAAAAAAUAGUAACGGUAUUAUAUCUAAUACAGUAGCAUUUUUAUGUUACAUAAUAUAUAAAAUGUUCAAUGCAAAUCGAAAUCAGUAAGACAUAACCUACUUCGAAAGAAUAACAAACGUCUACAUCGUACUACGACCAGUUACGACUUAAUCAAAUGUAACUGAAGAUGUGAUCUCACCGGCAAGAUAUCACCUGUCAAAUUGCGCGUUAUGUUCUAAGUAUCUUAUUAGAAAAUAAGCUGUAUGUAAUGGAAAAUCAUUCCGUUCGUAUAAAUUACACGCUAAUACCUCGCGAUACGGAACAACCAUUGAUACAUGAUAAUCAAACUAAGCCACAUGAAGGGGAUAUUAAGAAACACGAGGAAACGACAAUGACAACUGAAUCAAUGGGUGGAUUGCUUUAUCCCAGAGCUAUGUUAUUUUUAGUAUUAUGGUACAUCAUCAGCGGAUGCACUUUAUUUUUUAAUAAAUACAUAUUAUCUUAUAUGGAGGGUAAUCCUACAAUUUUGGGUGCUAGUCAAAUGUUAAUGACUACAGUUUGUGGAUUUAUUCAAAUGUAUAUUCCUUGUGGAAUGUAUAAAGCACGUCCCAGAUUAGUGAGACCAGCAGGUUUUUACAAACAUAUGACUUUGGUAGGAUGUACAAGAUUUACAACAGUAGUACUAGGUUUAGUAUCACUCAAUUAUGUAGCUGUGAGUUUUACAGAAACGAUUAAAAGCAGUGCACCCCUUUUUACCGUCCUUAUCAGCAGAUAUUUAUUAGGAGAGCACACAGGGUUGUACGUAAAUUUAUCUUUAGUACCUGUAAUGGUCGGGCUAGCUUUAUGUUCAAUAAAUGAAAUUAGCUUCGACCUGAGAGGAUUCAUUGCUGCUAUGGCUACAAACGUAACAGAAUGUUUGCAAAAUGUUUAUUCUAAAAUGUUAAUCAGUGGUGAUAAUUUUAGAUAUACGCCUGCAGAGCUGCAAUUUUAUACUAGUCUAGCAUCAAUUGUGGUACAAAUACCAGUGUUAAUAUUGUUUGUAGAUUUGCCAGCACUUGAACAUUCUUUAAGUUUUAAAUUAUUCACAGCCUUUCUUCUCAACGGAGUGUUCUUUCAUUUUCAAAGCAUCACCGCAUAUGUACUUAUGGAUUACAUUAGCCCUGUGACGCACAGCGUCGUUAAUACAGCGAAGAGAGCUUCAUUGAUAUGGUUCUCCGUUUUACUAUUUAAUAAUCCAGUAACUGGUUUAUCAGCUAUUGGAACGUCCUUAGUGAUAAUAGGAGUACUGUUGUACAAUCGAGCACAAGAAUAUGAUAAGCUGAACAAAGCGAAAUCACGAUACAAUUCUAAAGUUAAUUUACAAUAAUUUUAUUUAGUAAACUGAAGCUUUAUAAAUAUUUGUAUUAAAUAUAUUAUGUCACGAACA
Ceratina calcarata is the source of this 1604-nucleotide messenger RNA. Its product is annotated as solute carrier family 35 member E2. The transcript has 5 exons. The record is from RefSeq and is a predicted model, not a curated record. NCBI's taxonomy places the organism in Eukaryota, Metazoa, Arthropoda, Insecta, Hymenoptera, Apidae. The coding region runs from base 447 to 1544 and encodes 365 amino acids.